AUGCACUUUUACGGGGCCCUCAGGCUGUUGCUGUGCCUGUACUUUCUGACUGCAGCUGCAGCUGCGGCUGCAGCUGGACGUUGGACUGCAUUGGCUGCCUUUGCCGCUCAUGGCAAAGCGAGACAGCAGCUCUCCGACGGCGAGGACCAGCGACUGGGAAGCGGCCCCUCCAAGCCGUUGCAUUUGUUACGGUGGAUUAUGUCACGAGACUGCAGCAAGCGGAGAUUCGUGGAUUUUUACAGCAUUGGCUCUGCUGUUGCUGCCGCUUGCCUUUUUUAUCAGUGGCGAUACAGGCAGCGGGAAAUCUGGGAGCUGCUUCCAGUCCUGCUGUUGCUCCUACACGUGUUGCGUCGGCUUGCGGAGCAGCUGGCCAUAGUCGCCUCCGACGACGCCUCGCGCAUGCACCGUUUUGCAUACGUCUUGGGCUGCACGUACUACGUUGCAACCCCCCUGGCGUUUUCCCCCGCUUCACAGGGACCGUCUUCCGUCUGCAUGCUGCAACGGGGGGUCUCCAUAGCGCUUUGGACUCUUGCCAACGCCUUGCAGAGGGAGAUGGGCGAUGCAGCUGGUGCCUUUCCUGCUGCGCUACAGCUAGCCUGUCAUGCGUCGCUCGCUGCGUUGAGGAGAGAGGGAGUUCGAGCCUUGGCCUUGGAGGACUCUAAGGAGAUCCUGCAUGCAGCGCUGAGUGCCGAUACAGCCCGAUCCAGAGAGCAGCAAAGGGACGGCGGCAACACCAAAAGCCGGAGCCACAACAACCAGUCCGCGGAUUUAGCAAGACAGAGGGGGCCCUACAGAAUUCCGAGGAGUCCCCUGUUUGCGCAUGUCAGCUGUCCCCACUAUCUGGCAGAGGUUCUUGUGUACUUGUCGCUCUUCCUCUUAUCUCCGGAUACCCAUACGUGA
Molecule: messenger RNA, 900 nt
Organism: Cyclospora cayetanensis
Lineage: Eukaryota; Apicomplexa; Conoidasida; Eucoccidiorida; Eimeriidae
Exons: 3
Coding region: 1-900 (299 amino acids)
Biological process (GO): dolichol-linked oligosaccharide biosynthetic process; polyprenol catabolic process
Cellular component (GO): endoplasmic reticulum
Molecular function (GO): 3-oxo-5-alpha-steroid 4-dehydrogenase activity
Source: RefSeq, a predicted model, not a curated record